Tachysurus fulvidraco (yellow catfish) is the source of this 594-nucleotide messenger RNA. RefSeq lists its product as uncharacterized. The record is from RefSeq and is a predicted model, not a curated record. Lineage: Eukaryota; Metazoa; Chordata; Actinopteri; Siluriformes; Bagridae. The transcript is spliced from 2 exons. Bases 115 to 561 code for a protein of 148 amino acids.
GACUGGUGUGGCUGGUUAUAAUGCGGUGUUAAAAUGUUUAUUUUGGCGAGUAUAGUGUGGGUAUUAAUCUAACUCCUGUUACAUGUUGCACUGCCUCUUCCCUCUUUUAGAGUAAUGGAGUCUCUCUACAGGAGAUUUGACUUCUAUGACUUUAACAGCGAUGCUCGAUUUCAAGACGGUCUGAAGAAGGUAAACACACCAGCAUCUAAAGAGGAUUUGCUGAAAUUCAAGAUCUUCUUUUAUAACCGGUUUGUCGAACCAAUUCACCUCAGUGGUUACAAGGAGUGGUGUGCUGUGCAGGAUCGAUCACACCAGAUUCCUGAGGAGAUGAGAAGUGUUCAAGAUGACGUUGGCACAAGUGGCUCUAGGAAAGUGUUUCUUACACAGACAGACACGGAGGCCGAGUUGGCACACAACACCCAGCUCUCUUUUGCAGAAGUGUUUCAAAUGAUUCAAGCAGGAGAGGAGAUUCCUGGACUCCAAAAGCUGGACAUCAAACCUUGUAACCAUCUUCCGACAUCAUCACAAAUGGCAAGAAAGUUAAAACCUUGGGAGAAGUAAAAACUAAAUAAAAGAAAAGAGGAAUUAACAAGA